Messenger RNA from Symbiodinium sp. CCMP2592, 969 nucleotides. The record is from the annotation of a GenBank genome assembly. NCBI's taxonomy places the organism in Eukaryota, Dinophyceae, Suessiales, Symbiodiniaceae.
AUGGCAACCAAACGAGCAAAGAUUUCCAUCAUCGGCGCCGGUAAUGUCGGCGCGACCUGCGCCCACUGGGCCGCUCAGAAAGAACUCGGGGACAUCGUCCUCCUCGACAUCCCUCGCGCCGAUGCGCCGGAUCAGCACAUGCCCAAGGGCAAGAUGAUUGAUCUUGGUUGCUGUGCUCCGAUCGAUGGGUUUGAUUCGAACCUGACUGGUACCUUUGACUACAAGGACAUCGCGGGAUCGGACGUGGUCAUCGUGACCGCUGGUAUGCCUCGCAAGCCUGGGAUGAGCCGGGACGAUCUGAUUGAGGUCAAUGUGAAGAUCGUCAAGCAGGUCUCGGAGAACAUCAAGGAGCACGCUCCGGACUCGAUCGUGAUCCUCGUGUCCAAUCCGCUCGACGCGAUGGUCUACACCGCGUGGAAGGCGACGGGCUUCCCAACCAACCGCAUCGUUGGUCAAGCGGGCGCGCUGGACUGUGCUCGCUAUCGUGCGUUCAUCGCGUGGGAACUGGGUGUCUCGGUUGAGGACGUCCAAGCGAUGCUGCUUGGUGGGCACGGUGACGACAUGGUGCCGUUCCCUCGUCUGACUUCGGUCCACGGCAUCCCGGUUUCCGAUCUGCUCCCAGAAGACAAGAUCACGGCAUGCGUCGAGCGCGCCAAGGUUGGCGGCGGCGAGAUCGUCAAGCUCAUGGGAACCAGCGCCUACUACGCUCCGGCGCUGGGCACCAUUCAGAUGGCAGAAGCAAUCAUCAAGGACAAGAAGCGGAUCAUCCCAUCGGCGGCAUACCUCGAUGGUCAGUUCGGACACAAGGGGCUGUUCGUCGGUGUCCCGGCGCUGCUCGGCAAGGACGGCGUCGAGAAGAUCGUCGAGUUCAAGCUCACUGACGAAGAACAGAAGCUCUUCGACGAAUCGGCAUCGCAUGUUGAGGACUUGGUCAACAUCGUCAAGGAACGAUUCCCAGAGCUCGCGUAA